UUUUUUUCUUUUUUCUUUUCCUUCCUUUCGUUCUUUUCUUUUCUUUUUCGUGUGCUUUUUGUUCGUUGUUUGAUUUGCUGCUCAAAAUCAUGAUGCUUUCCAUUCAACAGCAGCAGCAGCAGCAGCAGCAGCAGCAGAGAAUUGUCGCCGCUGCAACCGCCGCCGCCGUCGCCGCUCUCCAGCAGCAGCACCACGCCCUGUCACCCUCGUCCUCCUCCUCCACCUCCUCCGCUUCCUCCUCCUCUGCUGUCCCGUCGUCGUCGUCCAUGGCUGGUGAUGCGGUGCUCGCGAGUGCAACUGCUGCGGCUGCUGCUGCGGCGGCGGUCGCGUCGGGUUCCGCUCAGCAUCAGCAUCAGCAAAAUCAGGCCACUUCUUCCUCCAAUGCUGCUCCAGCGACGGCGACGGCGACGGCGGCCAACCUCAACUUGUUCAACCUCAUGAACAUGGACGAGGACGACCCGCUCUUCACCGACUUUGUCCUCUCCAACUACUACGGCUUUGGCGACCUGGACGACCUCAGCGCGCUGACCGCUCACCAGCAGCAGCAGCAGCAGCAACAACCCCAACCCCAGCUCGGUCUCUUCAACGCUGCCAACGCAAACUCCAUCCAUCUCAACAGCCAGUUUGGAGUGCUCGGCGGGCUCGGCGCGCUGGCCGGUCUGCCCACCAGCGCAAAUCCCAUGCUCAAUGCUGCUGCUGGCCUGGACGUUGCCACGGUGCUCAAGCAGCAGCAGCACUUCCAGCAGCUCCAGCAGCUGCAACUCCAGCAGCAGCAGCUCCAGCACAUGCACCACCAGGUGUCCAGGGCCAGCUCUGUCUCGCUCGACGCCAUGUCCGCCUCGGUCGACGGCAGCAGCACGAGCGGCAUGCUGACCUCGCCCGGAUCGCCGCAGAGCCUCCAUAGCCACCUGUCCCCGGCGCCGUCGUCUGCGUCCGUCCACGACGACCACCACAUUGCUGCCAUCUAUAACAACGCUGCUGCGGCUGCUGCGGGCCCGUCGGCGUCGGCGUCGGCGUCGGCUGCCGUUGCUGCUGCUGCGUCGUUCGCCGCGUCUCCCGCGGGAUCAGCCGAGCAGGAGGCCUUUGUCAAUGCUGCCACUGCCGCCGCGCGUGCCUCGGCCAAUGGGCUCGAUCCCAACGCUGCUGCGGCGGCGGCCUACACGGCUACGAUGGCUGCGCACUCGUCCAACAACCAGCAGCAACAGCAACAGCAACAGCAGCAGCGCGCGGUUGCUUCUGCCCAACAAGCCAAGUCGCCCAACCCGAGCGAGGGUGUGUCCAGCCCGCCCUCGAUGACCGCGGCCGCGGCGUUUGGCGGAUUGGCCCACUCCAUUCCGGCCAUGACGGCGGCGGCUGCAACCUCGCCCAAAGCCGCAAGCCCGCUGUUCAGCUUUGGCGUCCUUCCCACCCCAACUGCCACUGGUGCUUCUGCCGCUACCGUUACUGGCUCUGCUGCUGCUGCUGCUGCUUCUUCUUCUUCGUCCAAGAUGGCCAUUUCGCGCCUCCCCGCCGCCGCUGCUCAGACGACCAAGGCUGUCCCGAAGGGCGCCGCCAGCGGCGCCACUACCACCCCUCUGAUGCCGAGCAAGACCGAGAAGAAAUCUGCCCACAACGUCAUUGAACGCCGCUACCGCAACUCGAUCAACGACCGCAUCCUCGAGCUGCGUGACGUUGUGCCCGUCUGCCGCGAGGCCGCCGCCAUGGUGGCUGCUGGUACCAACACUGUCAAGAUCAAGCUCAACAAGGCCACCAUCCUCCGCAAGGCCAUCGAGUACAUUGUCUUUUUGCAGGGCUCCCUCGAGCGCUCGCGCCACGAGAAGGCGACCAUGCAGCACGCCCUCGAAAUGCACGGCGUGGAUGCCACCCAGCUCCUCCAGACCAUUGAGGCCGAGCUCGGCGCCAUCAAGACGGAAAUGGCCUUCUCUGCCGCCGAUUUCGACGACAAUGAAGAGCUGGACGAAGAGUUUCGCGACCUGCCUUCCCUUAGCAACCUUCUGGAGAGCGAGGACUCGAAUGAAGACGUCUCGCCCUCCGACUCGCCCACCAUCACGGCCAUGACGGAGGCCGUCAAGCCCGCCAAGCGUGGUCGCAAGCCCAAGGCGGCUGCCGUGGCAGUCGGCGACGGCUCUACUCCCGACGGUCGCCGCAAGAAGGCGGCUCUUGUGAUUGCCCCUGCGUCCUCUGGCGGCCUUCUCGGCGGCUCGACCGUGGGCGCCAUGCGUGACGGCAGCCGCAUGAUGCUCUUUGUGCUGAUGCUUGUCACGCUCUUUGUCAGCCCGAUCGACACACUGGUGGACACGAACGCGCCUGCCGAGCAUUUGGCUGUGGCUGCGCGCACGCUCAGCUCGGUGGAAGUUGCCCAGCUGAGCAACACGAUUUGGAUGCAGGGUCUGCUGAUGACGGCAGCUUGGUGGUUUUUGCGCGCUGUUGUGGUUGUGGUCUGUCUCGCUCGCGUCUUUUUCGGCGAACCCGUCACCUCGUCCAAAAGCCUCGAGUAUCACCGCGCACAAGAGCUGCAGAAGGCUGCCCUCGCCAACCUGGCCAACGGCGAUCGCGCGUAUGCCGAAACCAAUUUGAUUGCUGCUCUGGAAAUCCUGGGUCGUCCGCAGCCCACCUCCACGCCCGAGUUGUACGUGGCGGUCGCGUGGCAGAUCAUCCGCCAAGUCUUGCACCGCCUCUGGAUUGGCCAGUGGAUUGACGAGUUUGUUGCGUCGCGCAACUCGAAUGCGCGCGUCUCGUUCAAGGCUGCUGCGGGUUGCUUCCACAUGUUGCAAAUGGUCCAGUUCAUGUCCUCCACCUCCAACUCUGGCCACAGCACUGGCGUCUCGUCCUCUACGACCGCCAGCGACUCGGACGAGCAAUCUUCGGGCAAUGUUUCUGCCAAGGCUCCCGUCUCCUUCCGCAGCUCGCUGCAUCGUCUCAAUGUCGUGCUGAACGCUGUCAACCUUGCCGAAGCCUCGCGUGGAUCGGUCUCUCCCUCCUUCCUGAUUGAGGUGUACUCCACCGCCGCCCUCCAGCUCAAGUACGCCUUCCCGCGUCGCUUCCACUUUGUGACGCGCCAGCUCCUGAUGCUUGCCAAGUCUGUCCGCGCUGAUGCUGGCGACCUCGAUCCCUCGCUCGGCUGGCUCUUCCACACUGACGGCUACGCCUUCAUUUCCCGUGGACUCUGGCGCGCCUCCUUUGCUCGCCAGGCUGCUCUCUCGCGCACCCUGUCCCCGCUUGGUCUGCUCGGAUCCAUGUACCGCACCGCGCUGCUUGAUCGUGCGUUUGCCGUGCUGGUCGAACAAGGCAAUGCCCUGCGCGCGCUCGACCUGAUGCAGGAAGCUCGCCAGUACGCUCUUGACGCUGCCGAUGUGUCUGCCGAGUGGUGGGCUUACAUUGGCCUCUCCUCCGCCCAUCUGCGUCUUGGUCACACGACCGAGGCCAUUCGCGCCUUCCAAACCGCGGAACACUUGCUUUCCAGUGGCACCAUGAACGAACCCGUGACCCAAGUUCAGCAGGCUCUCGACCAGGCGCUUCGUGGCAGCAUUGCCCUGCUGAUGGACGACGGUGUGACUGCCAUUCGCUGCACCGAAAUGGCGUCGGCGCUUCUUCGUGACGACCCGGCUUUGGUUGUCAUCCGCCAUCGUGCUGCCGCUGCGUCCGCAUUCCAGCAGCAGCAGCAGCAGGACAGCGAUGGCUCUUCUGCCCAGGGCAUCUCUGACACUGACAGCGGCAGCGAAGACGAUACUGUCAGCGACCUCGGUCAGCGCCGCCGAUCGAACGGCCUGGCUCUGUCGACGGGCUCUGCUCCGCUCCAGCAAUUGGCUGCCUCCUCGUCCAUCCUGCCUCACUCGCUCACCGGCCAGAUUCUGGCGUGCGUUCAUUUGAUGGACAACCGCUUUGCGCUUUGGCAGUGGCUCCGCGCCAGCCACCUCCAUCCCGCCCGCGUCCAAGAAUUGCCACUCACCACGACUGCCCAGCGUCUAUCCGCAGGCGUCAAUGGAGACGUGGACGUCUUGCGCUGUCUGUCUCACGCGUACCCGGCCGCGCACAGCCUUGCCUUCCUCUACCAAGCCAUGGCCCGCACUCUUGCUGGUGGCUCGUCCCAGCGAACCCGCGCCAUGUUUGUCCGUGCUUUGGCAGAGGCGCGCUCGGCCACCUCUCCGUUUGCUGAAGCGUGCGUCUUGCUCAAGAUGGGACAACUUCUUGUGGAUACAGAGUCUCAGACGAACGAUGCUGCUGCUGCUGGCGGUGCCGCUGAUCGAUCGGAUGUGCCGACAGUGGACGAGCGCCGCCAUUGGCUCUCUGCCGCCAGCCACAUCUUUGAAUCGUUGCAUGCUACCCAAGAGCUGGAUCUGUGCCGCUCAUUGCUCAAAGCCCUGCUUGAUAGCGACAAGUGAUGUUUUGAGUGGGUUGUACUGGCGAUGCAUGUUACAAUCGCCCUUUGUUCCUUUUGUUGAAUACACGUUUGUUG
Molecule: messenger RNA, 4456 nt
Organism: Capsaspora owczarzaki ATCC 30864
Lineage: Eukaryota; Filasterea; Ministeriida; Capsasporidae
Exons: 1
Coding region: 90-4382 (1430 amino acids)
Biological process (GO): regulation of transcription by RNA polymerase II
Cellular component (GO): nucleus
Molecular function (GO): protein dimerization activity; DNA-binding transcription factor activity, RNA polymerase II-specific; RNA polymerase II cis-regulatory region sequence-specific DNA binding
Source: RefSeq, a predicted model, not a curated record